Molecule: messenger RNA, 2242 nt
Organism: Osmia bicornis bicornis
Lineage: Eukaryota; Metazoa; Arthropoda; Insecta; Hymenoptera; Megachilidae
Gene: SCOT
Product: succinyl-CoA:3-ketoacid coenzyme A transferase 1, mitochondrial
Exons: 7
Coding region: 322-1950 (542 amino acids)
Biological process (GO): ketone body catabolic process
Cellular component (GO): mitochondrion
Molecular function (GO): succinyl-CoA:3-oxo-acid CoA-transferase activity
Source: RefSeq, a predicted model, not a curated record
AACGCAGGAAUAAAAAAAAGUAAAGUUAAAAAAACAUCUGAUAUAAUCAGUGGCAAAAAAAUUGCCAAGUUUAAAAAAAUCCGCCCGACGAACAUAGCAGAAUUCGUUUCAAAUUUUUAAACGUAUGCAAUUAUUCUAAUGCUUGGACUUCUCAGUCCAGAUAAUAUUUAAAUUUAAAUAUUUGCAUAUUCAAUUAAACAUUAACGAAGUUGAAAUAAGAACUUGUUAUGUCGAUAUCGCUGACGAAAAAGCACCACAAGAUUUAACCUGCAUAAACGUACAGCUUAUUUAACUACUUGCUUUUUCUUAUAGAACAUAAUCAUGAUUUUUGCCAUAAACAGAGCUGGUUGUUUGCUUCUCCGUGUAAGCACAGGUUCAAGGUGUAAUUAUAAAAAUUUCAAACUCUCAAGGAUAUGCUCUGUGAAUUUUUCUAUCAAAACUGAUAUUCCUGAAGUAAAGGAAGAACCAACGGUACCUCCACCGCCACCAGUAGGAGAAGGAAAAGUAUUUAGAAAUGUGGAGGAAGUAAUAUCAGAUAUGCCAAAUGGUGCUAAACUCUUGGUUGGUGGAUUUGGACUUUGUGGCAUUCCUGAAAAUUUAAUUGCCGCUAUAUUAAAAAAGGGUGUGAAAGAUUUAACUGUUGUUUCAAAUAAUGCAGGAGUGGAAGAUUUUGGAUUAGGUUUACUUUUAAAGCAACAAAGGAUCAAGAGAAUGAUCUCUUCCUAUGUCGGUGAAAACCCUGAAUUUGAGAAACUAUACCUUAGCGGUAAAUUAGAAGUUGAAUUAACACCACAGGGUACACUGGCAGAACGUGUUCGUGCAGGUGGAGCUGGCAUACCAGCAUUCUAUACCCCUACUGCAUAUGGAACUAUAGUUCAAGAGGGUAAUGUUAUAGUGAAAUACGAUGAAAAGGGAAAUGCAGAAAUAUCUGGUGAACCAAGGAAUGUGGCACAAUUCAAUGGUAGAAAUUAUGUGAUGGAGACUGCGAUCACAGGAGACUAUGCUCUUGUAAAAGCCUGGAAAGCGGACAAAGCUGGGAAUCUAAUGUUUAGAAAGUCAGCUAGAAAUUUCAACCCGGUCAUGUGCAAAGCGGCUAAAGUAGCCAUUGCUGAGGUAGAAGAAAUAGUAGAAAUUGGUGAAAUAGAUCCUGAUCAUGUUCAUUUACCUGGUAUUUAUGUGGAUAGAAUUGUGAAAGGAACAAAAUACGAGAAACGAGUAGAGAAACGAUACACCAAACAAAAUAUGAAGCCUAAGAAGGUCACACCGGCGGGUAAAGCGAGGGAGAGGAUCAUCAGACGUGCUGCGCUUGAAUUCAAAAAUGGAAUGUAUGCCAAUUUGGGAAUCGGUAUCCCAAUGCUCGCGUGUAAUUAUAUUCCUAAGAAUGUGAAGGUGAUCUUGCAGUCCGAGAAUGGUAUUCUAGGGCUGGGUCCUUUCCCAGAUGAAAACGAAGUUGAUCCAGAUCUUAUCAAUGCUGGAAAGGAGACAGUCACAGUCUUGCCAGGUGCCUCCUUCUUCAGUAGCGACGAAAGUUUCGCCAUGAUUCGAGGGGGUCACGUCAAUUUAACCAUGCUUGGGGCUAUGGAAGUAUCAGAGAAUGGGGACCUAGCCAACUGGAUGAUUCCAGGAACAAUGGUGAAGGGAAUGGGAGGAGCCAUGGAUUUAGUUUCUGCAGCAAGUACAAAAGUAGUGGUCACUAUGGAACACAAGGCUAGGAAUGGAAGCCCAAAGAUUUUGAAGCAAUGCACAUUACCAGUAACAGGUCAACAAUGCGUGGACUUAAUAAUUACGGAUAUGGCUGUGUUCGAAGUAAUCCAGGGAGAAGGAUUGAAAUUAAUCGAAAUUGCGCCCAAUAUCGAUAUAAGCGAAGUCGUUAGCUCUACCGGCUGCGAAUUUUCAGUAGCCGAUGAUCUUAAAGAAAUGGGUCAAGUAGAGCUAAGCGAUUGCCAAUAGAGAUAAUCUUAAUUUCAAGUACUUCCAAUUACCGGCAAGAUCGCUGAACUUUCAAAAAAGCCUGCUUCGUUUCUAAGUUUGCACAACGUAGCAACAGGAAAGUUACUCGUGCAGAUAAAUACAAUUUUAAACUGUAAAAUUAUUUAUAAAUACGUAACUUUAAGGUUUGUAUACUUUACUGUAAAUCUAUUUCCUGCAAGAUGGUAGCUAGGUUUUUAACGAACUAAAUAAUAUAAUUUUGUAAUAUACACGCUGGAAAAUAAACUACAGUUUUAAUUUCUAAAAGAAUAAA